GCUCGCGAGGGGAUGCUGUAAUGGAGAGCGAGUGAGGGCCGGGUCCGGGAUCGCCGACCUGACGGGAACUUGCGGCUCAGAAGGACACUGUGAAGGUUUCGUCGCCUGGAAGAGCUGUCUACGAACGCCCCUCCCCUAGCUCUUCCCUGAGGACUUGAAAAAUAAUUAAAUUGGGGCCAUGGGGUCGUACAAGGUCACCGGGCGUCUCAUCUUCGCCAUCACCAUCGCUACCAUCGGCUCUUUCCAGUUUGGCUACAACACUGGAGUCAUCAAUGCCCCUGAGGCGAUCAUAAGGGACUUUCUCAAUUACACUCUGGAGGAGCGAUUGGAGGAUCUGCCCUCUGACGUGCUGCUCACGUCCCUCUGGUCCUUGUCGGUGGCCAUCUUCUCCAUUGGUGGCAUGAUUGGCUCCUUUUCUGUUGGACUCUUUGUCAACCGCUUUGGCAGACGCAAUUCCAUGCUGAUCGUCAACCUGCUGGCCAUCGCUGGUGGCUGCCUUAUGGGGUUCUGUAAAAUAGCUGAGUCGGUGGAAAUGCUGAUCCUGGGCCGCUUGGUCAUCGGCCUGUUCUGUGGGCUCUGCACAGGUUUCGUGCCCAUGUACAUCGGAGAGAUAUCUCCUACCGCCCUGCGGGGCGCCUUCGGCACCCUCAAUCAGCUGGGCAUCGUCAUCGGGAUCCUAGUGGCCCAGAUCUUUGGUCUGGAAUUCAUCUUGGGGUCUGACGAUCUGUGGCCCUUGCUGUUGGGCUUUACUAUCAUUCCAGCUAUUCUGCAAAGCAUAGCCCUUCCAUUUUGCCCUGAAAGUCCUAGGUUCUUGCUCAUUAACAGAAAGGAAGAGGAGAAUGCUAAGAAGACCCUUCAGCAGUUGUGGGGCACCCUGGAUGUGACUCAGGAUAUCCUGGAGAUGAAAGAGGAGAGUGCGAGGAUGUCCCAGGAAAAGCCAGUCACCAUACUGGAGCUCUUCAGAGCGCCCAACUACCAGCAGCCCCUCCUCAUCUCCAUCGUCCUCCAGCUCUCUCAGCAGUUCUCUGGGAUCAACGCCGUGUUCUACUACUCAACAGGGAUCUUCAGUGAUGCAGGUGUCGAAGAACCAAUCUACGCUACCAUUGGUGCGGGUGUGGUCAACACCAUCUUCACUGUAGUUUCUGUGUUCCUGGUGGAAAGGGCGGGAAGAAGGACUCUACACCUGAUUGGCCUUGGAGGGAUGGCUUUUUGUUCUGUCCUCAUGACGAUGUCUUUGUUGUUAAAGGAUGACUACGACUGGAUGAAGUUCGUGUGUAUUCUGGCUAUCUUGGUCUUUGUGGCCUUCUUUGAAAUUGGACCAGGCCCCAUUCCCUGGUUUAUUGUGGCCGAACUCUUCAGCCAGGGGCCCCGCCCCGCUGCAGUGGCAGUGGCUGGUUGUUCCAACUGGACCUCUAACUUUUUGGUUGGAAUGCUCUUUCUACUACUUAGGACCCUACGUUUUUAUUAUCUUCACCGUCUUCCUCAUUUCAUUCUUGAUCUUCACCUUCUUCAAAGUCCCUGAGACCCGUGGCCGGACUUUCGAGGAUAUUACUCGGGCCUUUGAAGGGCAAGUUCAGGAGGCCAACAGAUCCGGAAAAACCUCCGCUGUGGAGAUGAACAGCAUCCAGCCUGUCAAGCAGUCUACCGCCAAUGUCUAAGCCAUGCCUCCCUCCACCUCCCUCCCAGCACGGAAGAGCAACCUCUCCCCGAAUACGGGGGAGACUUCAUCAGGGUGACCCCGGACUGCUUCUGAAUGCUGCUGCUGUGAUUCCUUUCUCAUCCCACACACUUCCAUGAGCACUCAGACGUGCCCAGUGCUGGAGUUAGUUGGAUCUUCAGUGGCUUUUUAAAUAUUCAUUUCUUGGACAUUCUCUCCUGUUUAGGAGAGACCAGGUGAACUACCUUCACUGCAGGAGGGACUGGCCACUUGGCGCGUGACGACCUUUGCCAGCUCCUCCUUUUCGUUAGGUUCUGAUGUUGCCCCUCUAGUGCAUCCAGGGGCGUGAGAGGGAAGGUGCUUCCCCCAGCCCGAGACUCCCUAGGAAGCAGAUACCCAGGAGGAUUUGAGGGCAGAGAGGGACUGACUUAAGAGAGCGCCUUCUUCACUUCUACACAGCUCUGCACAACAAAUUAACACGAGUUUUAUUUAUUUUUAUCUCUGGUUUAAUUGCAUAAAUAUUUAUUUUUUUAAAUGUAAGGGAAUUUUACCAAAUAAUGAAAACAGAAAGAAACUGAGGUUAAAGGGAGGUGUUUAGGGAGAGGUAGGGUAGAAGGAUUUGGUUCUGGCGAGGUGAAGAUGCAGUAAAGGAUGAGUUUAGGAAGAAGUGUCUGUUAUGGUUGGGAACGUGAUGGGUGGUCCCCAAGCUUUGGGUAUCGCCUCUUCACAACUUCUAUCCUCAAGUGGAAGCUAGUUUCUCAGAAUAGUCACAUGCCUGUACAAAAAAGCUACUGGUUUUCUUCAGGAUGUUUUUCUUUACGAGUAUAGUUUCUAUGUAGCAUUACUUGAAAUCUAGGACUGUUACUAAGAUGGGCGUUGUAGUCAAUGGGAUUUGAUGGGUUCUCAUUUUAGAUGGGAGUCCAGAACGAGCAGGUUAUUUUUAGAAAGCCUCUCCCCUCUCAUUGGACUGAACAGUUCCUUCCCGUCUAGUGGACUCCCAUCUUAAAAGUAAUCCCACCACCCAUCCAGUGAGAGAGCCCUCCAAAUGAGAAACUGGAAAGAAUUGGUUCUUGGUAGGAGUUCAGUAUUUUUCCAUUUUGUUCUUUAGGAGAUUUGUAGGUGUUGGUUUUUGUCUUGUUUUAACCCACAGCUUUAAAGGGAUGGAGAGAAUGUUCAUAGCUAACUGAAUUGUAACCUCAGCUCUGGGAGAGGCUUUUUCUUGAGUAGUUACCGUCUAUUUAAGUAUAUCGUAGGUUAUGGGUCACAGCAUGCUCCCCUGUGCCUGCUACCGUAGCUCAUUGCCCCUGUUGCCAUGGUACUGUGUCCGGUGCCCUGCGGGGCUCGAUCUGUGGUAGACCACACGCGCGCCAGUGUGAGCGCGGCAUUGUGAGCGCUGCAGUGUGGCCCCUCGGUAGGGUCUGAAUGUAUGUGCGCUGCCACUUUCCUCUGGGCGGACAGAGCUUAUUGGGGACUUGCUGCCUUCACUGGGUGGAAUGUAUUAAACUCAUCCUCCUGUAUAUAAAUAACACUGCCUGCCUGGGUGGGCCUUACAUCCAGAACCUUCGCAUCCAGGUGACUCAUCUGGCUACCACUGGGCGUCGGGGGGAGAACUUCCUAAAUCUAGAGGUUGAGGAGGGAGGGCUCAGCCUCACCCAGAUUCAGGCCACAGGGACAGGAAAGAGAGAGCAGGGCAUUUGGCCUCUCGGGGGCCCUAGUGGUGGAGCGGAGAGCAGGGAGUUCAUCGAAUGGGUAAGAAAUCAACAGAAGACUUGCUUCCGACUCCGGAGCUUGCAGGUUAGAGGAGAUGGAGGGAUUUGCCGCUGCAGGUCACAGACGUCCCCACGGUCUCUCCUACUGUCUCAGUAUUUCGGUAAAUGGAGAUUGGGUCCUGGUGACAGUCACCCUCUUCUUUCCUGCGUUGAUCUCCCUCUCCCUCCUUGGUGCUUACACAUUUCCGACUCUUAGACAGCCCCCUGCCAGUGAUAGUAUUUCAGUUCUCGGUUCCCACAUUCCCUCGGCCCUCGAGUCUGGAGGGAUCAAGACUCCCGGGGCUGUGUGCAGGGCUUGACUGGAAAAGGCAACUCCCCUGGCCGCACCUCCGCUGCCUGCUCCUCGGCGGCAGGCUGGCAGUGUUACAGGGUGGCGUUUUUCUUAUUUCUCGGUGACCAAGUUGUGACUAUUUCCAUAUGAAUUUUCUAUUAUUAAUGUUACUGUGGUUCUUUGUUUUGAAAUAAAAAUUCCGAAUGUACCUAUGGCA
Tupaia belangeri chinensis (Chinese tree shrew) is the source of this 3914-nucleotide messenger RNA. RefSeq names its product solute carrier family 2 member 3 (gene SLC2A3). Gene Ontology annotation, biological process: dehydroascorbic acid transport. Lineage: Eukaryota; Metazoa; Chordata; Mammalia; Scandentia; Tupaiidae. The record is from RefSeq and is a predicted model, not a curated record. Gene Ontology annotation, molecular function: D-glucose transmembrane transporter activity. Gene Ontology annotation, cellular component: plasma membrane.